CGUUUUACACGGCGUUAAUAUUUACUCACUGGCUCAGGACGGAAAGACAUAAAGACUGUUCCCUUGUAGUCCAAGUGGAAAGCAAGGACUCAUUUGAAAGAGAAGUUUACUGUAUAUAGAUACUGAGAAUAUAUUCUUCUUUUUUUUCUAACUUCUGGCUUCAACAGGGGUCUCCUGCCAUGGAUCCGUUCCUGCUGACUGUCAUCUUGGGUUCAGGGUCAUGUGCAGUCUUCUGUUUAGUGGUACUGCUGCUGGUGGUGGUGCUCUACAGAAAGGAUCUACUUUGCUGCAGACUCAGGCCCUGCAGGACACUGGAAUAUGCUAAUGACCUGCCCCAGUACAGCAGCAGACAUUCUCUCUUCGGCAUCGCCCACUGUGGGCACAAUGGCGCCUUGAAUCAGCGAGCGAUGGGAUCACAGCUUCCUGGAACGCUGUUUAUCAUCGGAAAGCCAAACGACUACCACCUGACGGGCCCGCAGCCACGACUGCCGUCUUACGAAAGCGUGCUGAAGAAGGACCGCCAAAGACAGAUCCACAGCAUGAUUGCUCUGCGCUUUGGCCUGGGUGGCAGCCACGAUGAGCCGCCACCGACGUACGAGGAAAUAUUUUAUUCUAAUCCACAAGCCUCUCCGUCCAACGACCAAUCGUUGGACGUUCACCCGUCCAUAGACGCCUCACGUGAAGAAACACGUGGCUCAGCGGCGCAGAGUUACGCCUCUGUCUCCCUGAUGGGCACAGAAGACCCCGGCUGCCAAGACGUGUCCACUGCUCCUGCUAACCGAGCGGCCAUUUGAGUCAGAGCUGAUGAAUCUGUCGACAAUGACUCUGACUCAAGCCGGGCGCUACUCUGGCCCCAGCCGAGCAUGACUGUGCUGCCUUUUUUCGCUUUUUCAAGGGGUGCUCCGAAAACGAGCCUGACAAGACGUACGACGAUUAGCCAAAGGGCACAAACCGUUGCUGAAGGUGCCAGAUUUUUCUAAAGUACAAAAAAAGUGAAAUAAUUAGAAGAAUUUCAGUGCCACAGAUUCACAAAGAUUUGUCACAAUUCAACUAAAAAGGAAGAAUUUUUGUCAGAUGGACCAAAAGAGAAAAACAUUAUAUAUAU
Gambusia affinis (western mosquitofish) is the source of this 1105-nucleotide messenger RNA. RefSeq lists its product as uncharacterized. Lineage: Eukaryota; Metazoa; Chordata; Actinopteri; Cyprinodontiformes; Poeciliidae. Bases 180 to 794 code for a protein of 204 amino acids. The record is from RefSeq and is a predicted model, not a curated record. The transcript has 5 exons.